This is a messenger RNA of Passer domesticus (house sparrow), 3132 nucleotides long. It is a transcript of the gene INPP5A, whose product is annotated as inositol polyphosphate-5-phosphatase A. NCBI's taxonomy places the organism in Eukaryota, Metazoa, Chordata, Aves, Passeriformes, Passeridae. The transcript is spliced from 16 exons. Gene Ontology annotation, molecular function: inositol-polyphosphate 5-phosphatase activity. The record is from RefSeq and is a predicted model, not a curated record. Gene Ontology annotation, biological process: phosphatidylinositol dephosphorylation. Bases 274 to 1512 code for a protein of 412 amino acids.
CCCGCCGGCACCGCCGCCCUGCCAUGCGCCGCGGCCCGGCGCCAGCCUCCGCCGGCGGGAGCCGUCCCGGCAGCAGCAGCAGCAGCAGCAGCGCGGCGGCGGGCGAGCGCUGAGCCGCGGCCCCGCAGGGCGCGGAUGUUCGCGGGCUGCCCGCGCCGGGAGCUCUCGCUGCGCUGACGGGGCGGGCCCGGCGCCCCGCUCGCCGCAGCGCCCCGCGCCCGCCCCCGGGCUCCCCGCAGCGCCGCCGCUCCCGGCCGCGCUUCCGCCCGCGCCAUGGCGGGGAAGGCGGCCGCGGCCGGCGCCGGGGUGCUCCUGGUCACCGCCAACGUCGGGUCCCUCUUCGACGACCCAGAAAAUUUACAGAAGAAUUGGCUUCGGGAAUUUUAUCAGGUUGUCCAUGCACACAAACCCCAUUUCAUGGCUUUACACUGUCAAGAAUUCGGAGGGAAAAACUACGAAGCUUCAAUGUCUCACGUGGACAAGUUCGUGAAAGAACUGUUAUCAAGUGAUGCAAUGAAAGACUACAAUAGAGCUCGAGUUUACCUGGAUGAGAACUAUAAAUCACAGGAACAUUUCACGGCUCUAGGAAGUUUUUACUUUCUUCAUGAAUCUUUGAAAAACAUCUACCAGUUUGAUUUUAAAGCUAAGAAGUAUAAAAAGGUUACUGGGAAAGAAAUCUACUCUGACACUUUAGAAAGCACACCCAUGCUGGAAAAAGAGAAGUUUCCACAGGAUUAUUUCCCUGAGUGCAAGUGGUCCAGAAAAGGUUUCAUUCGAACAAGGUGGUGUAUUACUGAUUGUGCCUUUGACUUGGUAAACAUUCAUCUUUUCCAUGAUGCUUCCAAUUUAAUUGCUUGGGAAACAAGCCCAUCGGUUUACUCAGGAAUACGGCAUAAGGCUCUUGGCUAUGUACUUGAUAGAAUUAUUGAUCAGCGAUUUGAGAAAGUUUCAUAUUUUGUGUUUGGAGAUUUCAACUUCAGACUGGAUGCCAAAGCAGUAGUAGAGACACUAUGUGCAAAGGCCACAAUGCAGACCAUCCGGGCAGCUGACACAAAUGAAGUAGUCAAGCUAAUAUUUCGUGAAUCUGAUAAUGACCGAAAGGUUAUGCUGCAAUUAGAAAAGAAGCUCUUUGACUAUUUUAAUCAAGAUGUAUUUAGAGACAACAAUGGCACUGCGCUUUUAGAAUUUGACAGAGAGCUGUCAGUCUUUAAAGACAGAUUGUAUGAACUGGACAUCUCAUUUCCUCCCAGUUAUCCCUACAGCGAGGACUCUAGCCAGGGAAGGCAGUACAUGAACACGAGAUGUCCAGCCUGGUGCGACAGAAUCCUGAUGUCCCACUCAGCCAAGGAGCUCAUUCUGAAAUCAGAAAAUGAUGAGAAGAUAGUAAUAUAUGACCACAUUGGGCCAAAUGUCUGCAUGGGGGAUCACAAGCCUGUGUUCCUGUCCUUUCGAAUAGCUGCUGGGGCAGGUAAACCUAUUGCAAAUGUGCACAAGUGUUGUGUCGUGCAGUGAUGUGGUGGAAAAAGAUGCCUACGAAGUGAGAAGAUUUUCCGUGAAACCACACUGUAGCCAGGAGGGAAGGCAGCACACUGAAAUCUGUAAUCCUAACAGCUGUAUUGAUAAAUCCAGUCCUGAGUGCCACAUUUUUAGACUGCUGAUCGUACACUAUGCUUCAGCAUCUGGACUCUGUUCAAGAGACGCCUCACAUACCUCACUGUCUUGUAUGUUCAUGUGACAUCAAGUAGAAAUGUGGAAUUAUUUUUUAUAUAUAUGUCACAGUUCUGUUGCCAAAACUCUAAAUAGACAGCAGAGAUAUUCUGUAUUCUAGAUUUCACAACUUUCAACUUUUAUUAAGUGUUUGUCAAUGUGGAAAAGCUAUUUCAGCAUAUUAUAAAGUUUGAAAGGUAUCAUACCCAUUAUAUAUCUUUACCACUUUGGGAUUUUGUACAUUGGAUUGUAUAGAUAGAAAUAUUGAUGGUUUUAAAUGGUAUUUUCUUUUUUGACCAAGGCUUAUGGUUUGUGUUUUAGUUUUAGUAUUUUGGUUUUUCAUUUUUUAAUUUUUUUUCUCAUUUUAUUUACUAUACUGCCAUGUUACAUGGUUUUGAAUCACACAGCAGCUGCUUUCUAUACAUACAUAUAUAUGUGUGUGUAUAUAUAUGUAUGUAUGUGUAUAUAUACACAGAUAUAUAAAUAAUUUAUAAACCUGACCAAAACUUAUGCUAAAUAUACUUUCCAAUAUGAAUGCUUGAGAGUGCCAUAUCAGCAGUAAGUAUUGGAGUCUUAGCAGGUUUAGUUAAAUGUACAUCAACAACCAACAUUUAUAUAAAAAAUAAUAUAUAGCAGUGCCAUCCUGGAUACAGAUAUAUAGCAUACUAUAUAGCACAUAUAUUAGCAGUUUCACUUUGUUACUCCUAUAAUCUCUUCUUUCUAUGUAAUAUUAAGGAUUGAAUGUGAAGUUCUUAGCUAGGUUUGGGUGUAACUUUCCAGAAUUUUGUAAACUGUUUUUGUCCGUCUUUUGUUACUGUUUUAUGGUGCCAUAUUCUAUAUUGAAACAAUAACAACACGGGAGAAGAAAAUAAUUGUCUGCUUCAAGUAGCAACUGUAUUGGACACAGACUGUAUUUAUACAGUAUUAAAGAAAAAAGAAGAAAAAAAAGAAAAAAACAAAACAAAAUACCAACCAUCAACCCAACUGUAAAUUUUCCUGGUUAGUAGCUCAGUGCAGCCUACAAUAUAGUCUUGUUACAGACAUUUUCCUCCCACCACUAAAUACAACAUUAAAAGGUGAUUAGGGAGUCUGUUGAUGAAACACAAAUGUAUGUUUUAUUGAUUUAAUUUAGAACACUACAGAGUUCAUGGACUGCGCAAUGGCAUUAGAUUGAUGCUUGAUUUUGGUAUAAAUCACUACCAUUGGAAAUGAUUUGAUGUCCGCUUGCAGAGUUUUCUCAACAGUACAGCCCAGUUUAUAGCAAGUAUUGUUGCCCAAAGGGUGUCUGCAGCUCUGUAUUGUUACUGUGCCAUGUUGCAUUAUAACCACACAGUAAUUCUAUUUAAGCGAACUCAACUCAUGAUAACUGAAGGCCUUUAGAAAUGAGUACUCUGGUUCUCAAGCAAUAAAACUAAUCAUGGUGAA